AAUAGUGGUAGUAUUGUUGCUACGCUAUCUCCAGAUUUUCCUAAUUAAUUCAGAAAGAAAAGAUUUAGAAAAAGCUGGGAAAACAAUGUUCAGGUUGCACAAAACAAGGCCAACUAAAUCAGGGGAAAAGAUAGAUUUUAAAUUCUCCAACUUCAAAGCGGUUCAGGUACCAAAAGGAUGGGACAGGUUGUUUAUGUCCAUAAUCUCUGUGGAGAAUGGAAAAACCAUUGCAAAGACAAGCAAAGCAGUAGUCCGAAAUGGGACUUGUCAAUGGACAGAGGCUCUGCCAGAAUCUAUAUGGGUCUCACGAAACGAGGCUUCCAAUGUGAUGGAGGAUUGUCUCUUCAAGCUUGUUGUUGCCAUGGGAUCAGCUAGAUCUGGCAUUCUUGGAGAGGCUACAGUGAAUAUGACUGACUAUAUAAGUUCAACCGCCGUUGUUCCAGUUUCAUUGCCACUGAAAAAAUGUAACCAUGGGACAAAUUUGCUAGUCAAAAUUCAUUGUUUGACACCAAGAUUAAAACUCAUGGAUGAAGAAGCAAAGCAGACAAAUUCCCAUGGUGAAGAAAAUAACACCGACCCUAGUCAUAUGAGCUUUAAUUCGGAUGGACCAGAGAGUGUCGAAUCGCCCCCUAGUCAAGAUUUGGUCUCUGCCCCGCACCAAGGAGAACUUGAGAGCAGGGAAGCAAGUUUCUCGACUUCAGAUUCACAUCACAGCUAUGAUUCAGCAGAGAGUUCCAUAGGUAGGGAAAGUUUCUCUACUGUAAGCAACUUGAGUGGUGAUGCACAGAACCUGAUACAAAGACGAGAUUCUCCCACCUCCCAAAAUAGUUUACCUCUUGGGAAUUGUCAUCUUGAUGAUCCUUCUCAAUCAAAUGAUCCAUCAUUUGAUUCACAAAUUAUGGGUUCAGAAAGCACUUUUUUGGAUAAUCAGCAAGAGCUUUCUGCAUCAUCUUUGAGAGUCACAGAUUCUUCUAAGAAUCUUCUCGAAGCUGCAGAAAAAACGAUUGAAGAGCUUCAUGCAGAAGCAAAGAUGUGGGAGAGGAAGGCCGAGAAAUUAAUGCUUGACUUGGACAUAUUGAGGAAAGAACACUUUGACCAGUCCAAGAAUCAGGCAAAUCUGACCAUGGAGCUAUCAGCAGCAAAUACAGAACGUGAUGGACUAAGAAAAGAAGUUGAACAGAUGAAACUGUUGUUGGAGAAGUCAAUGGCGAAACAAACAACCUUGGAAGAUUCAUCAGUUCGGGACGAAGGUGUAACCCAUAUUCAGAAGGAAUUGGAAAAUGAAAUUGGGUUCCAGAAAGAGUCCAAUGAUAACCUCUCUUUGCAGUUGAAGAGGAGUCAAGAUGCAAAUAUUGAGCUUGUUUCAGUUCUUAAGGAGCUGGAAGGGACCAUAGAAAAGCAAAGAGUUGACAUGGAGAAUAUUUCAUCCCUGCAGUCAGAAAUCAGUAAACUGGAAAAUACCAUCCAACUAAAUACAAAGGAAAAUAGGAAUUUAGUGAUCCAGCUGCAACAAUCAAAAGAAUCAGAGAAGAAUUUGCAGGCCAAGGUACAACUUCUUGAAAAGGCCUUGAAGGACAAAGAAGAUGACAUGGAGAGUGGAGUGGCUCAGAACAAUGAUGCCCUUUUGAAUAUUGAGGAAGAAUACAAAAGUACGUUAGCAGCUAAAGAAAGAGAAAUUGUUAGUUUGAAAGUGAAGCUAUCCGAGUCUCUCAAUGAAAGACAUUCUUUGAAACUGGAGUCCAGAAAGGGAGGUGAUGCACAUCUGAUCAGGGAAAUUGAGGCCUUGAAAGCAAAACUAGAGGAGUUAGAAAGUGAUUGCAAUGAGCUGACAGAUGAAAACCUCGAAUUACUACUCAAGCUAAAGGAAACAAAGAACAAUUUCAAAGGAGGAGUUGCAUCCACUGAUUUUUCACCUGAUGAGCUUUCAGCUAGUGCUGGGUCUGAAGUGAGUGAACACAGGUCACAAAUGCUUUAUCUUGAAGAGAAGCUAAAAAAGAAAAUUCUCAGGGAGAUUCAAAGUGAUUAUAAUAGUUAUAUUCAAGAACUUGAAAGUCAGAAAAUGGAAUUGGAUGCUGAAGUAACGGAAGUAGGAAAGGAGUUAACUCAAAAAUGGACUGAGACACAAACACUUGAGGCUACUAUGCGGUCAAAGGAAGAGGAGAAUGUGGAACUGAGACGGAAUCAAUGUAAACUAGAAGCUGAGGUGUCUAAUCUUCUAAAAGAAAAGGCUCAACUAGAGGACAAACUGGAUGUCCUCCAAGGAGAAAGUGAUAUUGCUACUAAGUGCCUGGAUGAUCUGCGAAAUGACAUGAUGGUGCUGAGAAGCAGCAUGGAUUCUGAUGAUUCCGCUUAUAAAAUUCUUGAGAGCAAGUCUUCAGAGCUAGAAAGAGUAAAACAUGAACUUGAAAUGCAUUUAUUAGAGCUGGAAGAUGAAAAUAAGCAAUUGUCAUUACGCCUAUCCCUUUUGGAAGCUCAACUAGAAGAUUUGAAAGAUGAGAGAGAUUCAUCUCGAAUGCAACUUGAGGAUUCCAAAUCACUUGCCACAAGUCUGAAAGAUGAGAUAGCUAGAUCUAGAAAUGAGAUGGAGCCUCAGAAAACAGAUAUGGAAGAAAAGCUUCAGGAUAAGCAUGUUCAGUGGUUAGCUUCUCAAGAUAAGUGUGAAUAUCUGAGAAGAGCAAAUACAAAGUUACAAGCAACUGCCGAGACACUCAUAGAAGAAUGCAAUGCACAUCAGAAGUCAGCUGGAGAGUUGAGGAAGGAAAAGUUAAAAUUGGAUGAGCAUUGUGCGCACUUGGAGGCAAAAUUAAAGGACUCAGAUAAAAACUUGAUUGAUUGCAGCAAAAAAAUUGAAGUUUUGGAAAAAAAUCUUACUUUGAUGAUGGAAAAGUUUGCACAUAAAGGGGAAAGUCUAACUUUGGAAUUGGACUCAAUUCAUGAUAAAAACAAGAAACUUGAGGCGGAACUGAGGCGUGAAGAAAGCUCCUGGAAUCAAUUGUAUUUGGAGAAGACAAAUGAAGUUGAGAAUAUUCGACAAGAGGUAGAAAACCUUGCAAUGCAACUCUCUGCAACGCAUCAUGAGAAAGAGAAAACAGCUAAUGAUGCUCUACAUCAAAUUUCUGGUUUACGUGUAGACAAAGUUAGGCUGGAGUCGGCUCUUGAAGAAGCCGAAUCUAAAACGAAAUGUACCGAGAAUGAGUUGAAGAAAUUGCAAACUGAAGAUAAAACAAAAAUGGAAGACCUGUUGGAUGAGCUUGCAGCCUCCAGAGAAAACCAGGAAAUACUGAUGGCCGAGCAUGAAAAAGCUCUGAAGUUGUUGGAGAGUUACAAGUCCAGUGAAGGGAAACUUAAAACCUUUGUGAAUGACCUUGAACUAAAGCUUACUGUUUCUGAAUACGAACGGCAGCUAGUAUCAGAGCAAUCUAGCAAUAUGAAGGUUCAGCUGCUGAAAAUAGAAAAUCUUCAGGAGAACAUUUUGGCUCUCAGAGAUGAGCGCAAUGCAAUUAAAUCUGACAAAGAGAAACUGGAAGCUUCACUGCGAAUAGUAUCUGGAGAAUGUAGUGAUUUAAAGGCAGAGAAAAAUUCCAUCGUGGAGCAGAUUUCUACCUUGCAAAAGGUUGUAUCAGAGUUAGAAGACUAUAAACAUAAAAACGUAGCGUUAGAAGAAAAACUUGUGAAGAUGGAGGGUGACCUCACGGUAAAAGAGGCAUUACUGACGCAGGAUGCAGAGCUUAAAAAUGAGCUUCACCAGAUCAAGCGAACAAACAGGCAAUUUCAGCAGCAAAUAGAACAGCUUCAAGAGGAAAACGAUGGGCUUCUAAUAAAAGCUCAAACCCUCGAAGAAAAAUUGAAACUGAAAGCGGAAGAGAAACAGAAGCAGCGUCAGUCCAAUUCUCACAGGAACCAACAUAAAAGAGAGGAUAAUAAUUACGAUUUCCAUGAUGGAAGUCCUCAUGCUGUUGGGGUUGAUCCUGUCUCCAAGAUUCAGUUGCUUGAGAAUGAACUUGCGAAGGCCAUGGAAGCCAAUAACAAGUAUAAAGUUCGUCUUAAUAGGUUAUCAGAAGGUCGAAAAAAUCAAUCAAACACACCUAAAAAAUCAGCUAUCGAAGGUGAAGUUGUGGCAAAAGAAAAAUAUGAACGAACAAAAUCAUCUCUAGAGGCAGAGCUGAGAGACAUUCGCGAGCGUUAUCUCCACAUGAGCCUUAAAUACGCAGAAGUAGAAGCUCAGCGUGAAGAACUUGUCAUGAAGCUUAGAGGAGUCAAGAGUAUGAGGAGGUGGUUCUCAGACCCUUCCAAUUAAGCAAUUCUUUUUCCCCUUCUAAUUUGAAGCAAUUUUCUUUUUCCAUUUUUUCCCUGAAAAAUGCUUAAAAAAAUACAGUGCUAGAUUCAAUUUCCAUUGAUAUUCAAGAAAGUGUGCUUUCUAGAGACAAAGAACAAAGUGCUUAUCUAGGUUUGUAGCCAAUAAAAUUCCCCAGGGUUGGCACUUGACAGACUAAUGGAAGGCAAGAUUCCUAUA
This is a messenger RNA of Theobroma cacao (cacao), 4513 nucleotides long. RefSeq lists its product as uncharacterized. The record is from RefSeq and is a predicted model, not a curated record. Lineage: Eukaryota; Viridiplantae; Streptophyta; Magnoliopsida; Malvales; Malvaceae.